CAAUCUCAAAACAAAUCCUUCACUCCAUAAUAUUCAUUGCUUUUCUUUGUUUGUUCAAUCACGUUUCGUCUUAAAUAUCUUGCUAUUCUGUUCACUGCUUUAUGAAAUUUCCCAUCAGGGUUUCAUCACUAAUUUGUCUUUGUUGUUGCUCUCUUGGCUGAUGCAAUUGUUUCCACAGAUCCCACAAUAACUUUGACAAAGAUUUUUACGACAUUUUACAUAUUGUACUUCCUCCAAAUUUCUUCCGGUUUAUAUUCCUUUUCUCUGUUUAAUUUGUAAAUCAGAUCAUUGCAAUUGUUGAUCUUAAAUGGGGAAUUUCUAGUAAGCCUGAGUUAUCAAAAUUGCAGCAUUCAUGGACACUGAAGAUGACAUUAAUCUUCGUGUUGCCUCGUUUUCUUAUUACCUGGACACUGCUAAAGAUAACUUGGUACAAAGAAUUUCAGCUCAAGAGAAUCCGAUUUCCAUAAGCUCGGGAAGAUCUGCACCAGCCACUGCAAAGCCACGUUUUAAUACAAGAGAAAACUUUGUGUUUAAGAUGCCAGGGCCAGUCCAGGAUCCUAAAACUGCGUUUAGUUUCCCUCAGGAGCCUCCAUAUCCAAUGAAUUUUGAAAGAACUAAGUCUACAGAUGGUGAAAUCACAGUCUUUGGCGCUGAAAGGUACUUCAACAUCAAUUCUAAUUACGCAAAUGAGUUGAAAAUCAUUAGAGAGAGUAAGAACGAAAAACCAGUGAAUUUUCCCCGAGUACGAUCAGAUUCCAGUUCAGGACCUCAGAAUCUUUACUCUGAAACGAGCAGUUGGAACAGCCAUACUGCGCUCCAGCAGAAUGUGACAACGAGAAUUGAAUCUGAAAUGAAGCGAAAAAAGGCAACUGGAAGAAGAUUUUUUUCAGUUUUUCGUUGCCAGGGACCUUGUAUUGACAAGAAAGCUGUUCAUAUCAGUGAAAAUUUGACAGGAUCAAAAAGAUUUGAUCAUUUUGCAUUCCCAAUUCCCAAUCCAGAAGCAGAAAAAUUGUCUGUUAAGAAUCAGGUCGAGGAAGAAAUAAAAGUGGCUGCACCCCGAGAAUCCCUGGAAGUUUUCGGUUCAGGAACUGGCACAACGGGAGACAUAGCAAAAAACCUGGAGAGAAAAUUGUCCAUGUUAACCUGGGAUGCAAUCCCAAAAGGCCAAAAUCUUCCAACUUCUACCCUUGGAAGCAGCACAAUUUGUGACGAUUUGGCCAGUGAUGCCAGUUCUGAUCUCUUUGAAAUCGAGAACAUUUCUGGCGCUGUGUAUCCAUUGUUAACAACAGAUCAAAAUAUGUCGAUUUGCACGAGUCCCCCUACGCAGUAUGCCCCAAGCGAGGCCAGUAUCGAGUGGAGUGUUGUCACAGCCAGUGCUGCAGAUUACUCUUCGGUUAUUUCAGAUUAUGAUGAAAAGAGUGUUAGUGUUGCAGGUGAUAUUAUCUCAAGAAAUGCAACGAAAAAAAUAACCAAGAAUAUAGGGGGCAAAGAGACACAAAUAGGCAAACAUGGGGGACUUUUAGGAUGCAAGAAUCAUAAAGCGGUGGAUGUUGCUAAAACUACAUAUAAGACUAAUGAAAAGGCAAAGCAUCUAGGGUUGGAUUUGUCUGAUCUAGCUACAGGGAAAUCACAAGCCAAGAAU
Messenger RNA from Olea europaea var. sylvestris, 1642 nucleotides. Its product is annotated as protein PHYTOCHROME KINASE SUBSTRATE 3-like. Gene Ontology annotation, biological process: phototropism. The record is from RefSeq and is a predicted model, not a curated record. NCBI's taxonomy places the organism in Eukaryota, Viridiplantae, Streptophyta, Magnoliopsida, Lamiales, Oleaceae. The transcript is spliced from 2 exons. The annotation marks the transcript as partial.